Messenger RNA from Pseudogymnoascus destructans, 912 nucleotides. RefSeq lists its product as uncharacterized. The coding region runs from base 1 to 912 and encodes 303 amino acids. The record is from RefSeq and is a predicted model, not a curated record. NCBI's taxonomy places the organism in Eukaryota, Fungi, Ascomycota, Leotiomycetes, Thelebolales, Thelebolaceae. The transcript has a single exon.
AUGAAAGUCUUUAAUGUGGCCUUCACGGUUGUCCAUCUUCCAAUAGCAGCUCUGGCCUUACAAACCCCGCUACAAGUCCCCCUUUCUACUGUGAAGGAUUUCGUCAACAGGGUGACCGUCACUCUUUCCUUCGGCACGGUCAUCGGAUCCGUUUCUUCCAUUGAGACCUUCAAUGGGAUUCCAUACGCUGACCCUCCAGUCGGGCCACUGCGCCUUAGACCCCCACAAAGGCUCUCCCGGUCCUUGGGUGAAUUCGACGCCACGGGCACUGCCGCAUCGUGUCCGCGGAUGCCCCUCUUCCCUGAUGGAGCCCCUUCAAUCCCGGAGGAGUUUCGUAACGCGCCUUUCUUAGAGGUUGAGGAGGGCAAGACCCAAGAGGACUGUUUGACUAUCAGCGUACGACGAACCAAGGGUACCAAAGCGGAGGACAAACUUCCGGUACUCUUCGGGCUUUUUGGCUUUGGCUAUGUGAAUAGCGACUCGAAGAAGUACAAUGAGGUUGUGGACAAACUGCUUGCCUACGGUGCUCAAGCGCAGAAGCCGUUUAUCUAUGUCGCCGUUAACUAUCGCGUUGCUGGGUUCGGUUUCUUAGGGGGCAAGGAGAUCCUCGCAGAUGGUGCCUCUAACCUUGGUCUUCUUGACCAGCGCAUGGGCCUUGAGUGGGUUGCCGAGAACAUCGAGUCUUUUGGCGGUGACCCAGAGAAAGUAACCAUCUGGGGCGAGUCGUCUGGAUCUAUCUCCGUCUUUAACCAGAUGCUUCUAUUUAACGGAAAUGCUACGUUCAAGGGCAAGCACCUCUUUCAAGGUGCGAUCAUGAAUUCUGGUAGCAUCAUGUCGACCGACAGGGUAGAUGGCCCUAAGGCUCAGCAUAUCUACGACAAUGUGGUUGAGCGGGCUGGGUGCAAGGGCUAA